UGUUAAUAAAUAUUUUUUUGUUUCAUUUUAUUAUAUAUUCAAUAUUUUCAACUCCCUACACAAUCACACACUGCAACCAAUAGAAGAAGCGCCACACAGACACACAUACAUCGUAAAUACAUUUAUAUAAAGAGGAGGGAAAGACCAAUUGGUCCUACAUUGCAGUUCCGACGAACCCUAUUCCCAACACUCGAUCCAACAACAACAAUCAUCACACACACACACUCACACACACACAUAAAUGACUAUGAAUCCGUGCUCUGUGCCCACACCCGUGCCCGACGUGGAUGGUGACAAACGCUGGCAGAGCAUACAUCGUCGCUUCAUUUCCGAUUGCCGGGAAAAGGAUCCGGAUGUGAUAUUUUUGGGCGAUUGCAUAUUCGAAACACUGCAAAAUAGCGAGACAUGGAAUCAAUAUUUUGCACCAUUGCAUUGCUUGAACUUCAGCAUACGUGAGGAUUGCACCGAGCACGUCCUCUGGCGUAUCGAGAACGGGGCCUUGGAUAAUGUAAAUCCCAAAAUUGUCGUACUCCAUGUGGGCACAAACAAUGUAACAAAUACGGCCGAAGAAGUCGCCGAAGGUAUUCUGGCCAAUGUGCAAAAAGUAAGACAAAAGCUGCCAAAUGCCUACAUUCUGCUGCCGUCUCUCCUGCCGAGGGGUCAACAGCCUAAUAAGCUGCGCGAUAAAAAUGCCAAAAUCAAUGAUCUGGUGAAAGAGCUAACCAAAGGUCAAGAUCGGGUUCAAACAUUGGCCAUCGACAAGGGCCUAAUCCAAACGGACGGCAGCAUCAGUCACCAUGAUAUGUUUGAUUACAAGAAUCUAACGAAUACAGGAGCUAAAAAGAUACUCGAACCUCUAAGCGAUUUGCUAUCGCAAAUACUCAAUGAGAACGAGCUGGAACGCGAUCUCACGCCCUCCGAAUAAGGAUAUGCAGACUUUUUCAAAUGGUCGAAUCAAUGAAAAGUCAGUUGGAAUCCAAUUAAAACAAAAAAAAGAAAAAACAACAAUUCACGAACUUCAAAGUUUCCUUAUUCCACAUUCACGACCCACCCACACACACACAUACACACACACCUCUAUUAUUAUAAUUACACGCAUACAAACCACAUAACUUCCUCCUAUAUAAUCUUAAGCUCACUCACAAAGAAAUAUAAGAAAACGAAAUGGAAAUUUGAAAUGAAUUCUAUAUAUUUCCCCCUCCCAUGUACACAAUUUUGUAUUUUGACAUUUACAAUUAUAUAUAUUAUAUACAUACAUAAUUACAUCCAUCGAUCAUCAUCAUGAUUUACAUACAUUCCCUAAACUAAAAAAAAAAAAAAAGAAAGAACAAAACAAUCUCUCAAUAAAAACUAUUUGCCUAAUGUAAACAUAUUUAACAAAAAGAAAGGAAAA
Molecule: messenger RNA, 1393 nt
Organism: Drosophila willistoni
Lineage: Eukaryota; Metazoa; Arthropoda; Insecta; Diptera; Drosophilidae
Gene: Paf-AHalpha
Product: platelet-activating factor acetylhydrolase IB subunit beta homolog
Exons: 3
Coding region: 242-925 (227 amino acids)
Source: RefSeq, a predicted model, not a curated record